AUGGCCUUUCCUGGUGCGAGCAGCUCGGCCGCAGGGUAUAAUCUCCUUCACCCUCUUCUGAGUUUCAUUAUCAAUAUCAUGAUGUUCCUAGGCAAUACUGUUUUCAUAUUCAGCAUGCUCUGUUUGGUUGAUUUGGAUGAUUAUGCUAGUACUGUUUUUCUGCUCGGCCUCAUCGACGCGCUCGCCGCUGCGCCGGCGGGAGAGCUUGUUGCCCAGAUACCCAGGCCUGCCGCGAACAAGGCCGAGGCCACGGCCACGGUGGACCGGAUGAUGCGGUUCCUCGCGUCCCACGGCGUCGUGACGUGCUCCACGGAUGAGGGGGCGGCACCGGCGCCUGACGGAAGCAGCACAGUGCUCCGGAGGUAUGCAAAGAGACCAGUCUGCCGGUGGCUCUCCGCCACCAACAACGGCGAAGGGUCGCUGGCUGCCCUCGCCAUGUUCGGGUUUCAGCAGCCGUUCUUGAACCCCUGGCAGCACAUGGCGGAGGCCGUGCUGUCCGGCGGCGUGGCGUUCGAGAUGGCCAACGGGAUGCCGGCGUUUGAGUACAUGGGGAAGAACCCGCAACUGAGUGCGCUCUACAACCAGGCCAUGUCCCAGCUCUCGUUGCUCGUCUGCCGCAAGAUGCUCGAGGGCCGCUUCACCGCCGUCGGCGGGUUCGACGAUAUCCAAGUCCUCGUCGACGUUGGCGGCGGCGCCGGCACCGCGCUGGGAAUGAUCCCCUCAAGGUACAAGCACAUCAAGGGCAUCAACUUCGACUUGCCUUUCGUCAUCAGCCAAACAAAGCCAAUACCAGGCGUAGAACAUGUCGGCGGGAACAUGCUCGACUACGUGCCCAGCGGCGACGCCGUCUUUAUGAAGUCCGUGCUGCACCUGCUCGAUGACGACGACUGUGUGAAGCUCCUCAACAGCUGCUACUGGUCGGUGCCGGAGAAAGGGAAGGUGAUCGCCAUGGAGGUGGUCCUGCCGGCCACCCCGGAGACAACGCAGGCCGGGCGCUUCCCGUUCCAGUUUGAUAUCAUCUGCUUGCUCAACGGCUUGAAGGGUGGCAGGGAGAGGACGGAGCAAGAGUACGCAAGGCUCGCCACGGGUGCCGGCUUUCGUACACCCAUCCGCUCUACUGCUGUCUUCGGGGCUUACUGGGUGCUUGAGUUCAUCAAGUAG
Molecule: messenger RNA, 1161 nt
Organism: Miscanthus lutarioriparius
Lineage: Eukaryota; Viridiplantae; Streptophyta; Magnoliopsida; Poales; Poaceae
Source: the annotation of a GenBank genome assembly